CAGCACGCCCCACUUCCCGCCCCCGCCGCCGGAGCCCGACGCUGCAGUGGCUCUUCCCGAAAGGUUCUUUCGUCCUGUGCGGCUCGCGGGCUCAGGACUCCCGGGGUCGGGGUGGGUCGGCUCAAGGGCCGGGCUCUGGGACGCAGGCACUGCCCCAGGUGAUAGUGCGGGAGCAUGGCCUUGCAGCUGGGCAGGCUGAGCAUCGGCCCCUGCUGGCGCGUGGCGCGGGGCGGCUGUGGAGGGCUCCGCGCCUGGUCCCAGUGCGGCGGCGGAGGGCUCCGAGCCUGGUCCCAGCACAGCGCAGCCAGACGCAGCUGUCGGCCCCCUGGCCCGGCUGGCACGGAGCAGAGCCGCGGGCUGGGGCACGGCCCGACGGCGAGAGGCGGGCCCUGGCUGGGGACAGGGCUGGCCGCGGCGCUGGCGGGGUUGGUGGGGCUGGCCGCCGCUGCCCUCGGGCAUGUGCAGCGGGCGGAGAUGGUGCCUAAGAGCUCGGGGACGCGGGCCCCUUCGCUGGGGAGGCCGGAGGAGGAGGAUGAGCUGGCCCGCCGCUGCAGCAGCUUCAUGGCCCCACCUGUGACCGACCUGGGCGAGCUGCGAAGGAGGCCAGGCGACAUAAAGACCAAGAUGGAGCUGUUGAUCCUGGAGACCCAGGCCCAGGUGUGUCAGGCUCUGGCACAGGUGGACGGGGGCGCCAGCUUUUCUGUGGACCGGUGGGAGAGGAAGGAAGGAGGUGGUGGCAUCAGCUGUGUACUUCAAGAUGGGUGUGUUUUCGAAAAGGCUGGGGUGAGCAUUUCUGUUGUUCAUGGAAAUCUUUCAGAGGAAGCUGCAAAACAAAUGAGAAGCAGAGGAAAAGUUCUGAAGACUAAAGAUGGUAAAUUGCCAUUUUGUGCUAUGGGCGUGAGCUCUGUUAUCCACCCCAAGAAUCCUCAUGCUCCUACUAUCCAUUUCAACUACAGAUACUUUGAAGUAGAAGAAGCUGAUGCCAGAGUUGCAAUCCACUUCCUGAUCCACCAGUGUACUGUUUCAUCACUCACUGCCCUGCAUAUCAUUCCUUGCAACAAGCAGUGGUGGUUUGGUGGUGGAUGUGACCUCACUCCAACAUACUUGAACCAAGAAGACGCUGUCCAUUUUCACAGAACUCUAAAGGAGGCUUGUGACCAGCAUGGUCCAGAGCUCUACCCCAAAUUUAAAAAAUGGUGUGAUGAUUACUUCUUUAUAGCCCAUCGUGGAGAGCGGCGCGGCAUUGGUGGUAUCUUUUUUGAUGAUCUUGACUCUCCGUCCAAGGAGGAGGUGUUUCGCUUUGUACAGAGCUGUGCCAAGGCUGUAGUUCCUUCUUAUAUUCCCCUUGUGAAAAAGCACUGUGAUGACUCAUUCACGCCCCAGGAGAAGCUGUGGCAGCAGCUCAGAAGAGGACGGUAUGUAGAAUUUAAUCUGCUGUAUGAUCGCGGCACAAAGUUUGGCCUCUUCACUCCAGGAUCCAGAAUUGAAAGUAUCUUGAUGUCUUUACCUCUAACUGCCCGAUGGGAGUACAUGCAUUCACCCUCAGAGAAUUCCAAAGAAGCUGAAAUUCUGGAAGUUCUGCGCCAUCCAAGGGACUGGGUGUGUUGAUGCAGGCAGAGUGGCCGUGCGGGGGUUUGGAGGGCACAGGAUGUGUGCUCCCCAUGCCACUGGCCGGCACUUCGCCACUGUGUGGCAGUUACCUGUGCCUUAGUCUUUUCCACUCUGCACCCCACCUCGUGGGCAGAUGGUAACAUGUUUUGGAUGCUGUCAGUGAUGAAUGGUGAGGUGGCAGAUUGUCAGAGUCAAUUGAUUACACCUCAUUUAUACUUGUAGUGUCAUUUUAUAUGACUAGUUUACAAAAUUGAACAUUGAGUUUCCAAGUAUUGAGAUAAGGGAAUGUAAAUAGUAUUAUAUAUAUCAGGAAAUUUCUCGUCUUGUUUUUGUUUCAUGUGUUUUUUAAAGUUUUCAUUUCUGCCAUAAAAAUCUGUCGUGGAAUACAUUUUGUUUUCAUUAAUUCAGUGAAGUUGACACUUCAGAGUAAUUUUAGAAUGCAACUUGAAGGUAACAAUUUCACUUUGUCAAUACUGAAGUCUCUGCUGUAAUCUUUAUACAUCUUUCUCCAGAGAACAUAGUAGUGUCAAGUAGAUAUAUAUUUUUAUAAUAGGUAUUUAGAAGCACUUGAAAUAUUCUUAAUCUCUGCAUGUGUUACAAUUCAGUUAUUUCUGUAGUUUGUAAACUCUAAAGUGACGUUACUAUUAAGAGAUGUGUAAGUUGUAAUUUUGAUUUUUGUGGAACCAUUGUUUGUUAAUGUUGAGAUUCUCUGCCCUUUUGAAUGUGAAAGCUUAUAUCCCUGAAUGCUGAUACUUAAAGUUUUCUAUUUCAGACAUCUCUAUGUGGAAGUUGAGACUAAGAAUAAUCCUAGGGAUGUCAUGAAUUUAGGCAAUGUUUCUCAUUUGGAAAAUGAAAUGAGAAAUAAUUUCCUUCUUUAAAGCAAACAUAUAUAGUAUGAGAAACUUGGAGGCAUUUCAUACACACAUUUCUUAGCAAAAUGGACACAUUGAAAAUGUCCUCUUUUUUAUAUUAGAGAUUCUGCAGCUCUUUGCUCUUAAGAGAAAAUCGCAACAGGAUUCUUAAUGUGUGACUUCUUUGUUCAUAUAAUAAUAUGAAUGUAUUAUUUUAUUUGCUUCAUAAUAAAGUUUAUAAGGAACAGCAUCUCAUACAUAUCAUUAUCUUGGAACACGUUGAAUCUAUGUGAUUGUGUGUGGCCUUUUUAGGGCUGGAAAAUGUAUGAAUUCUUCAACUGUCUUAUAACACAUCUAAUAAAUUUUAUUAUGAAAUAAAACUAAGAAAUAUUUAUAUUUUUUGUUGCCAGGAUAAUAUAGGAAAAUGCAAAUAUUUCUUAGUACAGUUGAUCCUUGAACAACAUUAGGGCGAGGGGCCCCAACUCCUCCUUACUACACGCAGUUUCAAAUGCUUGUAUAACUUUUGACUCUCCCAAAAGUUAAUCACUGUUAGCCUACUGUUGACUGGUAGCCUGACCAAUAACAUAGUCAAUUCACACAUGUUUUGUGUUAUAUGUAUUAUAUACUCUUCUUACAAGCUAAAAAAAUGAAAAUGUUAUUAAGGAAAUCAUAAGAAAGAAGAUAUAUUUGCUAUUCAUUAGGUGGAAGUGAAUGAUCGUAAAGGUCUUCAUACUCAUUGACUUCAUGUUGGGUAGGCUUAGUGGGAGUGGUAAGAAGAAGAGUAGGUCUUGCUCUCUAAAGGGUGGCAGAGGUGGAAGAAAAUCUGUGAAGCAGCAAAACUGUGCAGUUCAAACCUGUGUUCAAGGCUCAACUAUACUAAUGCCAGAGUUCCUGAUUCCUAGGUAUUUUACUCAAGAAAAAUGCAAGUUUUGUACUCAGUUUUCACAGCAGCUUUAUUCAAUGGUUGAAAAUUAGAAACAGCCCAAAUGGCUAACAGCAGGUGAGCAGAUAAACAACUUGUGAUAUAUGCAUAUAU
This is a messenger RNA of Chlorocebus sabaeus (green monkey), 3498 nucleotides long. Lineage: Eukaryota; Metazoa; Chordata; Mammalia; Primates; Cercopithecidae. The record is from RefSeq and is a predicted model, not a curated record.